AAAAAAUGGAUAUAUAUAUAUAUAAACCCACAGUUGCAGCCAACACCAUUAUUAUACUAGAAUUGAUUGAAAAAAUAAUUUCGGGCGUUUCAUUGUUCCAUUCGAUUAAAGUGAUUCACAGAGAUGUCGGCGUACGAGAACGUUGUUGGGGGUAAACUGAAGUUGAAGGGAAAAGCAUUGGAUGUGGCUGGUGGAGUUAAGAAGAAGAAAAAGAAGAACAAAAGAAAUCAAGAACAGUUUUUGCAAGCUGCUGAAGAUGAAAUUUCAACAGGUGGAAGUACAGAACAAGCUAAAGAUCCUAAUGAUGAUGAGGAAGUAAACGAUGGGAGCAAAUUGAGCAGAGAAGACAAGCCUGCUCAUUAUGAUGAUCAUCUUACACCAGCAGAGAGGCGGUACAUAGAACAAAGGGAGCAACUUGAUGUUCAUAGAUUGGCGAAGAUCGCUAAUAAAUCUCACCGCGAUAGAAUUCAGGAUUUCAAUCAAUAUCUCGCAAACAUGAGUGAGCAUUAUGAUAUUCCUAAAGUUGGUCCUGGAUGAUUCAAGGAAUUGUUCGAGUACGAAGAAGGCAAAUCUCUGUCAAUUGUAUUUUGUUUGUUUAACAUUGACACCAUAUGCUGUAACGAUAGUUUUCACUACAUAUUUAUAUUUUGUUGGAUUUAAUUUACUUUAUAUUUGUCAGUGUAAAAAGUUUUUACGCUGAUAGUGAAUUAUAACCAUCCGAUAUUUAAAAAUAUUUGACUUGUAUGGUAAUUACUUUUAAAA
This is a messenger RNA of Cicer arietinum (chickpea), 762 nucleotides long. RefSeq lists its product as uncharacterized. The record is from RefSeq and is a predicted model, not a curated record. Gene Ontology annotation, cellular component: nucleolus. NCBI's taxonomy places the organism in Eukaryota, Viridiplantae, Streptophyta, Magnoliopsida, Fabales, Fabaceae.